Messenger RNA from Nematocida minor, 2634 nucleotides. RefSeq lists its product as uncharacterized. Lineage: Eukaryota; Fungi; Microsporidia. The record is from RefSeq and is a predicted model, not a curated record. The coding region runs from base 1 to 2634 and encodes 877 amino acids. The transcript has a single exon.
AUGGGAAAUCAGAAAUUAAGGGAAAUGCUGGCUCUAGGCACAGUGCUUCUUUUCUUCUUUAUUACAGAGUGCCAAGGAAGCGGAAAUGCUCUUGGCGGGGAGAAAGAUAGCUUUGCUGGCUUAUCUAUAGGAGAAAAAAGAAAAGCAGAUGAUGUAGACAGCUCAAGGGAUGCUCUUGUCGACCAGCCUGCAUCUGAGAAUAAAAAGCAAAAAAAAGAAGAUCGUGCCUCAAAUAGAGCAUCUGGUGUUAUUUGCCCGCAGCAGGAGAUUGAAAUCACGAUGGAGGAUGCUGAGCAGCUAGACGAGAAUGAUGGCCAAGCGCUGGCCUCUGGUUCUAACGAGGCAGAGGACAAAAAAAAGACGCUAGAAAUAAAAAAUCUUGAUCUCAGACUGUGGAACGACAGAAGACUGGAAAAUAAAAGAAGAAAGGCCUACAAACUAAGUUACAAAUCAAUAUACACAUGCGACACUUCUAACACCAUGUCUAAAGCAAUCGGGAGAAAGUAUUUCCGAGAAAAACUUAGAAACGAUAUUGAAGUCUAUUCUACACACAUCUUUCCAUCAGUGGAGCAGAAUCCACUGUGGUAUUUCAUUGCAAGCGAGACCACAAACAUGAAGUCUAAGUACAAAGACCUUUUGGGGCUGAAAAGGCUGUUUGUGGGCAAAGAAGACGCUAAAUACACGGAAAUACUGGAAAAUCUCAAAGGAUACUAUCCCGGAGUGUUUGACGACAUGCUAGCGUAUAUGCAAAAACACCUUGCAAUGAAAGUUCGCAAAGAGAAAAACCUAGCUGCCUGGGAGGAAACCCUAGGAGACAUUUACAUCCGAAAAGACAUUGAGCCAAACCUCUAUAUCUUGAAAAAACAGGAAGAGAUUGCCCAAAUGGACGAGAAAUACCACGAGGUAGCGCAUGCUUUGCACAUGAUCCUAAUACUACCGGAAGUGUACCAGGACUUUUGCACAAUGCACGAAAAUCACAUAUCCAAGGUUCGGAUGUCAACGGAUCCGUAUGCAAACAAAAAAAAGAAAAACAUUCUCUUGCUUCUAUGCGAAAUGGCUAAAAAAAUAGAGAAUAGCGAUGAGGGGACAGAGGGUAUAUGCAUAAAGCUUUAUAACACCUUUGCAGACAUAUACAAUGAAGAAAAAAUGGCAGAGCUAACAGCUGCUGAUCUGUACAGAGACAUGUAUGUUCUCAUUGGAAAGUUCUAUGAAGAGGCAGAUGUUUUUGGAGAAAAAAAUAAAUACGUGCUGGAAGGAAAGUGCAUAAUAACAAAUCAGAAGUACAUGAAAUGCCAAGUAAAAGCAGACAUAUCGGCAGAAGAGAGGAAUAGAAGAGUUCAGAGCUCAGAAUACACACCUGAAGAGAACAAAUGGGGUAUUUCAUCUGAUGUGCACGCUCAUUAUCAUGUGUACUAUGUGGACAACGGUACAAAUCAGCUCAGACUGCUCUGUAUGCCUGUGUAUGCGGAUGCUGAAGGACAGGAGCACUACCUGCACACAAUCAAUGAUGUAGUAAAACAUAUAAAAAUGCUGUACGGAAUUAAGAAGAAAUUCGAUGUUAUACACCCGUUUAUAGUAAAGACGGAAAGCAGAGAGUGGUCGUACAUCGAAGAGAAGGAGAGGAAUAAGACAAUAAAAGACUUAAAAGACCUCGAAGAGUGUGAAGUGGUGUUCUACCGCAUAGAGGAAGACCUAGAAAGAGCAAAGUUUACUUUUGCAGAGUUUUUGCCUUUCAAACACGAGAAAAAAAGCAGUAUAUGCAUACCGCUCUUCCUCACUCCUUUUAUGCGCUCUGCUGUGGAGCUGGGGCCUUUUAAAAAGAAAAAAGAGCAUUCAGAGAUAAAUCCAGUGAAAAUCAAAGACACAGCACCUGAUUUGUACGAGUACAACAGCAAGUACAAGGAUUUGAGCUAUUCAGAUGUGCACAAAUACUACAGAAACCUAUACAUACUGUCUGGCAAAGAAAAGCUGAGAACUCUUGGGUGCUACAUUAUGGACUGUAAGACCACUAAACACCCAGAUGGUGCGGUUGAGGCUGUGUGGUAUGUAAGAAUGCCAAGCAGUGUGAAUUCGUACACACAUUGUAUGCUGGACAGGACUUUUAGAGAAGAAGAAAACAUAAAAAAGUUUAACGCGUUCGUCAAAACAGUAGAAUCAAGAGAGUACAACAAGGACAGUGAGAUGCAGGCCUUCUGGCUGCAAAACAGCCAAAUAUCAGAGGAUCCAUUGGAAAAUCAGACAAAAAAGAUACAUGCAUGGCUGUUGAACAGACAAGACAAGAAAAAUGCGCCUAAAAAGAGUCUGGAGCGCCUCAUAUUUGAGAUCAAUGAAAGAAAAGAAAAGCUGCAGGAGAUAGAGCAGCACCAGAAGAGCCUGGGCGCAAUGAAAAAGUAUCUCGAUACAUAUGAAACAGCACGAGAAAAGAAAACAGCAGCUUCUUUGAAGUACACUAGAAAGAAAAAAAUAAAAGAUCUGUGCCAGGAGCUCUACACAAAGCUGUCCAAGAAGCCUAAACACUUGGAGACAGAUUUUAUAAUACUCCGCAAUGUAAAUCACAGUAAGUCCAAUCUGUGUGCACACAACGAGAUCCUUGACACUUUAGUCACGCGCUAUAACAAAAAAAUCAGCGAAUAA